CUCAAGACAUAGGCCAGACAUGAAAAGUUUUAGGUCAAACAUUUUAGCUGCCAGAAUAAUCAUUUUAAGCAUACAAACAUAGGAGGGCAUGGCUGGGGAGAAAAGCAACGGUCAUACAUGUGGCAUAAAUGCUCACUUAGAAUUUGUGGGUUUUCAUUCUUUUGCAGUUUGCCAGAGUUUGAUAUCCUCAGUGUGAAAUAUGGCAUCCAAGACAAAGCAGACAAAACAAGACACCAUGAGUGCCGGCAGAAAUGAGCAAGGAGUAAGAACCAAGGAUGGAGAUACAACCAAAGGAAUAAGUGACAUGGAAACACAUGACAAAGAGAGGAAAUUGUACUUGCAGAAGGAAUACAAGAUUCUCACUAGGCAUAUGAACACAUACAUGGGAAGAGUGGUACAUUUCCUGCAGGAAAAUAAAUUCCUAGAAAAGGAAGCCAAACGGAAUCAGGAAGAGAGCAAUGCUUACCUCUCUUACAUAAGAAAACACAGCCAGAAGUGCCAGAAUCUAAUAAUAACAUUAAAUGACCAGAAUCACACUGAUCUGUCUGAAGUCUGGAUGCAAAAAGAGAAGCUAAUCUCACAGUAUACAGAAAAAGAGAAGGAGGUAAGGAGCGCUCUGAUGGAUAUGGAGACAAAGUACUCUCUUGUGAAUGAGGAGGUUGAAGACCUGCAGCCUUUUAAAUACUCAUCUCUUCAGCUGGAACAGACAAAAAAGAUUAAAGAGCUAGAGAAGAAACUGUUGGCCACAAAGAUACAGUACUCAGACGAAAUGCACAAAAUCAAGAGAUUUCUGCAGGCCAAGUCUGACUGUGAGACAGACUUUCAUCAGAAGAUCCAGGUUCUCACCAAGAGAGCAGAAGAAGCAGCGAUGCAAUCUCUAAUUCAGCACAUCACACAAGUAAAAGCAGAGAAUUGGCAUCUGCGCCAGGAAUUGCUCAGACUCAUCCAAUACUCCAAAAUCCUUAAAGAAACCAAAGUUCAACUGAGAGAGCAGCAGCAGCAGCUUCUUUGGGAGAACCAAUACACCCAGGACAUGGCACGCCGGCGGCCGUGGUCACACCAGCAUGAGGCACAUGAUGCAAACGCUGAAACCUACAGCCCUCACAGCCCCUUCAGAUGUGUCCAUUAUCCAAAAACCAUCUCUCCCCUCCUCAUAAAUGCCAGUGUAUCAGUAGACAUAUCUGGACUGUCAGCUGCUGCCAGCAUUAGUUCGGUAACAGAGGAUACAGAAGUGACUGUUCUGUAGGUGGAUGAAAGGGUUGAUUUCCAUAGCUCAUGCUCAGCAUGCAACCCAGACAACAGAUCUUAAAAGUAACCACAGCUUUAACUUUCAUGACAUCUGUAUUAAGGCAUUUGAAUGGCAUGUCCCAAAAUAAACAAUAACAUUUUCUCUUUGAGAUCAGACUUUGAUGUUUCAUUCAUUAGUAAUUUUCCAUGGGUAAAUUAUCUUCUUAGACAGAGUGAGGUAUUCUCUGUUUACUGCACACUACAUCUACUGAUACCACAGUAUGAACCAAUGUAGGCCAGCUCUUACUUUCAGCAACAUUCAUUUUGCAAAAUUUCCACAUGGCAAAGACUUUACUUUCUGCUAGCCUCCAAAGGAGAGAAAAUAAAUAUGCAAGCAACCAAAUCCUUUAAACAAUAUAAGCAGUUGAGGCACCGGGCCCUUGGUCAUAACUACCAAUAAAAUAUAUUCACUGAAUAUAUUCGUAUCAAUUUUUACUUUC
This is a messenger RNA of Athene cunicularia (burrowing owl), 1727 nucleotides long. RefSeq names its product coiled-coil domain containing 166 (gene CCDC166). The record is from RefSeq and is a predicted model, not a curated record. NCBI's taxonomy places the organism in Eukaryota, Metazoa, Chordata, Aves, Strigiformes, Strigidae. The coding region runs from base 200 to 1246 and encodes 348 amino acids. The transcript has a single exon.